UGUUACAUACAGACGCACAUAACAAAGCCGGUGCUUGCCUCUGGUCACACUGGCAGUUUUUAAUUUUUUAUAAAAUCGAAUUUAUUUUAAAACUUAAUUUUAUCCGUCUUUGUUGCAAUAUCUUUAAUAUAUUUAAGUAAUAAACGAAACCAAGCUACCAUGCAGUCCGUAGUCACCCGCUCGUUAAACAUUGCCCGCAGAUCUUUGAAUGUGCGGCAAAUUGCUUCGUUAUCGGCCCUCUCCGAAACCCACCAGAUGCUGCAGAAGUCCUGCCGGGAUUUCGCCAACAACGAGCUGAGUGGAAAUGCGGCCAAGUUCGAUCGGGAGCACCUGUAUCCGGAAAAGCAGAUCCGCCAGAUGGGCGAACUGGGCGUGAUGGCGGUGGCGAUUCCCGAGGAGUUGGGCGGCACCGGUCUGGAUUAUGUGGCCUACGCCAUUGCCAUGGAGGAAAUCUCUCGGGGAUGCGCCUCUGCUGGCGUCAUCAUGUCGGUGAACAACUCCCUUUACCUGGGACCCCUUCUCUCCUUCGGCAACGACGCCCAGAAGGCAGACUACAUCACGCCCUUUGCCAGCGGCGAACGAGUGGGUUGCUUUGCCCUUUCGGAGCCUGGAAACGGUUCGGAUGCCGGAGCUGCGUCCACGAUGGCCACCGACAAGGGCGAUCACUGGGUGCUCAACGGGACCAAGGCCUGGAUCACCAACGCCUUCGAGGCGGAGGCAGCCAUCGUGUUUGCCACCACCGACAAGCAGCUGAAGCACAAGGGCAUCUCCGCUUUCAUAGUGCCCAAGGGCACCAAGGGAUUCUCGCUGGGCAAGAAGGAGGACAAGCUGGGCAUCCGUGGCUCCUCCACCUGCCAGCUGAUCUUCGAGGAUUGCGCAGUGCCCAAGGAGAAUAUUCUGGGCCAGCCUGGUUUCGGUUUCAAGAUAGCCAUGCAAACUUUGGACGCCGGACGCAUUGGAAUCGCUGGCCAGGCACUGGGCAUUGGCCAGGCAGCCUUGGAACUGGCCGUGGAUUACGCUCAGAAGCGACAGGCCUUUGGCAAACCCAUCGCCAAGCUGCAGUCCAUCCAGCAGAAGAUCGCCGACAUGUCGCUGGCCAUGGAAUCGGCUCGUCUGCUCACCUGGCGCGCCGCCUGGCUGAAGGACAACAAGCAGCCAUACACCAAGGAGGCGGCCAUGGCCAAACUGGCUGCCUCGGAAGCGGCCACCAUGUGCUCGCAUCAGUGCAUCCAGAUCCUGGGCGGAAUGGGCUAUGUCACCGAUAUGGCAGCCGAGCGGCAUUACAGGGACGCGCGCAUCACCGAGAUCUACGAGGGCACCUCCGAAAUCCAGCGGCUGGUCAUCGCGGGCUCGAUACUCAAGGAGUACGCUAGUUAA
Molecule: messenger RNA, 1377 nt
Organism: Drosophila takahashii
Lineage: Eukaryota; Metazoa; Arthropoda; Insecta; Diptera; Drosophilidae
Gene: Arc42
Product: Activator-recruited cofactor subunit 42
Biological process (GO): butyrate catabolic process; fatty acid beta-oxidation using acyl-CoA dehydrogenase
Cellular component (GO): mitochondrion
Molecular function (GO): flavin adenine dinucleotide binding
Source: RefSeq, a predicted model, not a curated record